Messenger RNA from Oryza sativa Japonica Group (Japanese rice), 1139 nucleotides. The record is from RefSeq and is a predicted model, not a curated record. Lineage: Eukaryota; Viridiplantae; Streptophyta; Magnoliopsida; Poales; Poaceae.
CAUCUCCCUUCAUCUCUCUCUCGGACUGGGAUCCUCUCUCCAGGCGCAACGGAGAGGCAGUGGCGCAUGGCGGCCGGCGGGAGAGGAGGGAGCGGCGCGACAGCGGAGGCACGGCCCGGCGGCUGUGGAUGGAAGAGGAAGGGGCGGCGGAGCUUCUUUUCUCCCUCUCGGUCUCUCCCCUCUCCACGCCAUAGAUCUCUCCCUCUCCCACUUACCCGCAGCCAUGGCGGAGGACGCCCCCAGAGCCGCCGCCGCCGCCGAGGGGAGCCAGCAUGCGUCGGCCGCGGAGGGAGGCUCCGCCGCCGGCCCGCCGCUCCCGCGGCACCAGUCGCCAAGGCCACGGAGGUGCUGCUCCCGUCGCUCAACAUCUGGCCGCUGUCGCAGCGCACGCCGGCGAGGAGCAGACAUUGAUUUGAUUCCAAGAUUUUUUUUUAGCAAGGGUCAAGAACCCCAUUUCUUAAUUAACCCUUUCUUUUACUAAAAAUGAUCGUACCAGUACAGGUUCAGCCAAAGCGGCAAGCGAUUUGAUUCCAAGAUAGUAUCAGCUUAGCUAGCAGUGGCUAGCUAGCCAUGAGUAAUAGUGGCAAGGAGCAGCGGCGGAUGGACCGGUUCAUCGUGAUCCCCUUCUCCACCUGCCGUAAUGGAUCCAGCGUGGACGUCGUCGAUGGAGGCGGCAAGAGCGGCAAGAAGCCCCAAGUGAUGUUGUGUACGUGUCUAGGCGGCGGCGGCGAGGGUGGCGGCGCGGCGGACCACCACCGCCAGCACGUGGCGCACAUCGGCUGGGACGGCAGCACAAACACCACCACCAGCCUCCGCUCAUGGAACCGCGCCGCGCCGCCGUCCUCCUCCUCCUCCACCACCACCGCGUCCACCUCGUCAGCCUUGGCGGCGCCGGUGACAUCAAGAAGGAGUCGGCGCCGGCGGGGCCUCAGUUGUGCAGCUCAUGUCCUACCGUCUGCCGCAGCCAGGGCCAACUCCCACCGCCCCUUCCUCUUCCGCCCACAGCUGCCAGAGCCGUGCCUCCGCCACCGCGCCGCUCCCUUCUCUCCCGCCGGCCGCCGUGCGCCGCUGCCUCUCCGUCGCACCUGGAGAGAGGAUAGGGCAGAGAGAUGAAGAGAGGGAGAUGGAGGGAGAGGAGG